Molecule: messenger RNA, 1083 nt
Organism: Sporothrix schenckii 1099-18
Lineage: Eukaryota; Fungi; Ascomycota; Sordariomycetes; Ophiostomatales; Ophiostomataceae
Product: solute carrier family 25 (mitochondrial carnitine/acylcarnitine transporter), member 20/29
Exons: 1
Coding region: 1-1083 (360 amino acids)
Biological process (GO): transport
Molecular function (GO): transmembrane transporter activity
Source: RefSeq, a predicted model, not a curated record
AUGUCCGCCGACUUUUGGGCCGGCUACAUCAGUGGCGCGGCCGGUAUCCUAAUCGGCAACCCGCUCGACCUCGUCAAGGUCCGUCUUCAGGCGGGGGGCGAUGCCCGGCUCGGUCCAUUGGGGGGUUCAGGUGCUGCCGGCCCCCGUGCCGCCAGCUCGGGUGCAGCACGCCCCUCCUUCUUCCAGCGCACGGCUGCGCUUGCCACCGGUGCCGCAGCGCCCGUCCUCGGCUAUGGCGCCCUCAAUGCGCUGCUCUUCGUGUCCUACCGGCAGGCCGAGACGUUUUUGAUAGGCACACCUCUGUCGCCGUCUGGAGAACUGCCCGCAUCGCCUCCGCCGCAAACGAGCGCCGCCACGACGUGGGUCGCCGGUGCCGCUGCUGGCCUGGCCACAUGGAUCGUCAGCGCCCCCACCGAGCUGAUCAAGUGUCGCGCACAGCUGGCACUGGCUGGCCCUGUCCCGUCGGCAUCGUCGCCUUCCGCCAGCCAGACACCCGGCCAGGCCCAGGCAGCGCCUUCCAAGUCUCCCUCAUCGUGGUCCAUUGCCCGCCAGGUGUGGCGUGCCGAGGGCCUGCGCGGGUUUUUUCUUGGCGGCUCCGUCACGGCCCUGCGCGACAGCAUCGGCUACGGCUUCUACUUUUGGUCGUACCUGCUGGCCACGGAUGCAUGGCGGCGGUACGAGCAGGGCGGGCGCGAUGUCGACGUGUCUGCCUCGACGACCCCCUCCGCUGCUGCGACGUUAAUGUGUGGCGGCUUGGCAGGUGUCGUCACCUGGGCCAGCGUCUUCCCGCUGGAUGUGGUCAAGACGCGCGUACAAGCCCAGGCGCUGCUGCCCGUGGCGGCAGCAUCUCCAAAUACCAUUGCUACUUCUACAACACCUCUCCUCGGCUCGACUUCCACAGCAUCCCGUCAGCCCCGCCGACUGUCGACGCUUGAAAUCACCCGGAUCGCCUACCGUGAAGGCGGCACGUCUGUCUUUUUUAGGGGCCUCGGUGUCUGCAGUGCGCGCGCGUUUGUCGUGAACGCUGUCCAGUGGGCUGUUUACGAAUGGAUCAUGCGGGAGCUGGGAGCCAAAGUACAUUGA